ACGAUCACGGAAGAUCUCCCCACCCUUCCAGGUCUACAAGGAGAAGCUCUACGGCAAGAAGUACGUCUGGUUCCUGAUUGGCUGGUACGCCAACAAAUGGUUCCGCACGCCGGACCCUUCCAUCAACUGCACCGAGGCCGAGAUGGCCGAGGCCGUCGAGGGUCACAUCACCACCGAGAUCGUCAUGCUCAACCCCGAGAACACGCGCAGCAUCUCCAACAUGACGUCGCAGGAGUUCAUCGACAAGCUGGAGAAGAGGCUGGGCAGCAACCCGAAGGAGACCGGCGGCUACCAGGAGGCGCCGCUGGCCUACGACGCCAUCUGGGCCUUGGCCUUGGCGCUCAACAAGACGGCCCAAGAGUUGGCCAAGCAAGGCGUGGGGCUGGACGAGUUCAACUACAACAACAAGACCAUCACGGACGAGAUCUACCGCGCCCUCAACUCCUCGGCCUUCGAGGGCGUCUCGGGCCACGUGGUGUUCGACGCCAGCGGCUCCCGCAUGGCCUGGACCCUCAUCGAGCAGCUCCAAGGCGGGGAGUACCAGAAGAUCGGUUACUACGACAGCACCAAGGACAACCUGUCCUGGUACAACAACGACAGAUGGAUCGGGGGGUCCCCCCCGGCCGACUACACCAAGGUGAUCACGACUUUCCGCUUCCUGUCCCAAAAAUUGUUCAUUUCCGUGGCGGUGCUGGCGUCGCUGGGCAUCGUCCUGGCCGUCGUUUGUCUGGCCUUCAACAUCUACAACGGGCACGUCAGGUACAUCCAGAAUUCGCAGCCCUACCUGAACAACAUGACGGCCGUGGGUUGUACCCUGGCGCUCGCCGCCGUCUUCCCGCUGGGCCUCGACGGGUACCACAUCGGGCCGGGGCUGUUCCCCUUCGUCUGCCAGGCGCGGCUGUGGCUGUUGGGGCUGGGCUUCAGCCUGGCCUACGGCAGCAUGUUCACCAAGAUCUGGUGGGUGCACACCGUGUUCACCAAGAAGGACGACAAGAAGGACAAGCGGAAGAGCCUGGAGCCCUGGAAGCUCUACGCCACCGUGGGGGGCCUGGUGGCCUUCGACGUCGUCACGCUGAGCGUGUGGCAGAUCGUGGACCCGCUGCACCGCACCAUCGAGGAAUUCACCAAGGAGGAGCCCAAGUCGGACAUGGACGUGUCCAUCCUGCCCCAGCUCGAGCACUGCAGCUCCACCAAGAUGAACACCUGGCUCGGGAUUUUUUACGGCUUUAAGGGGCUGCUGCUGCUCUUGGGGAUUUUUUUGGCCUACGAGACCAAAAGCGUCUCCACGGAGAAAAUCAACGACCACCGGGCCGUGGGCAUGGCCAUCUACAACGUGGCGGUGUUGUGCCUGAUCACGGCGCCGGUGACGCUGAUCCUGAGCUCGCAGCAGGACGCCGCCUUCGCCUUCGCCUCCCUCGCCGUCGUCUUCUCCUCCUACAUCACCCUGGUCGUGCUCUUCGUGCCCAAGAUGCGGCGCCUGAUCACGCGCGGCGAGUGGCAGUCGGAGCAGCAGGACACGAUGAAGACGGGAUCCUCCACCAACAACAACGAGGAGGAGAAGUCGCGGCUGCUGGAGAAGGAGAACCGCGAGCUCGAGAAGAUCAUCGCCGAGGUGGGCGGAACGUUCCAGAAUUCCAGGAAAUUUGGGAAUUCUGGGACCAAACCCCUUUUUUCCUGGAGUUUUUCCUCCUUUUCCCGGAGUUUUUCCUUUUUUUCCCAUUGUUUUUCCUUCUUUUUCUGGUG
Molecule: messenger RNA, 1743 nt
Organism: Passer montanus (Eurasian tree sparrow)
Lineage: Eukaryota; Metazoa; Chordata; Aves; Passeriformes; Passeridae
Gene: GABBR1
Product: gamma-aminobutyric acid type B receptor subunit 1
Exons: 12
Biological process (GO): G protein-coupled receptor signaling pathway; gamma-aminobutyric acid signaling pathway
Cellular component (GO): G protein-coupled receptor heterodimeric complex; membrane
Molecular function (GO): G protein-coupled GABA receptor activity
Source: RefSeq, a predicted model, not a curated record